AUGGAAGAGAAUAUUUUAUUUGAACUCUUAAAAGGUGCAAAAGAUCUUACUGGGCAGCCUGAAACAAGCAUCCCCAUAAAAUUAGACUCUGGUGAGGCAAAGAGAAGCCUAGAGGCCGCACACAAGUCUCGCCAUAUUAUACAAGCUGUGACUGUUAGUGCCAAGCAAAAGUGGCAGCAACAUCUAAUACAAACCAACAACUACAAGGGCUGUAUAUCUGCUGCUCACAAAGAACUCAACAGUGUUUGCCAUAAAAUCAGAUGA
Molecule: messenger RNA, 264 nt
Organism: Serpula lacrymans var. lacrymans S7.9
Lineage: Eukaryota; Fungi; Basidiomycota; Agaricomycetes; Boletales; Serpulaceae
Exons: 2
Coding region: 1-264 (87 amino acids)
Source: RefSeq, a predicted model, not a curated record